Haliotis rubra (blacklip abalone) is the source of this 2365-nucleotide messenger RNA. RefSeq names its product O-methyltransferase MdmC-like. Lineage: Eukaryota; Metazoa; Mollusca; Gastropoda; Lepetellida; Haliotidae. The record is from RefSeq and is a predicted model, not a curated record. Gene Ontology annotation, molecular function: S-adenosylmethionine-dependent methyltransferase activity; O-methyltransferase activity. Bases 1 to 819 code for a protein of 272 amino acids. The transcript is spliced from 6 exons.
AUGUCGACCGAUGAAAUAUCAGAAGUGCGGAACAAGGCGAUGUUCAUGGACCCGGCGGUCGAGAUUCUGCGUGAGCUCCGCACACGGUCAGAGCAGGUUGACACGCCACCGGAAGUGAAGGAAGCUAUUGAUAAAGUGUUGACAACAAUGAUUAUGCGUGUCAGCUACUGUCGGAAGAUGACGAUGCUUGACUCUGCAAGUACCCGGAUGAUCAGCGAGAAGACCUUCGCCAUGCCCUGGUCGCAACUUUUCAAAGAGGGGAAAGUCUUCACAGAGUUUACUCCCUUUUAUCAAAGCGGAUCCGGUCAAGGGCAAUUUCUUCAGUUUUUGAUCCGCAUGCAGAAAGCUACAAGAGUUCUGGAGAUCGGGAUGUUUACAGGCUACGUUACUAUGGCAAUGGCGGAAGCACUUCCGGAAGAUGGUGUUGUUGUAACAUGUGAAUUCGAGCCUUAUUUGGUAGCGAUGGCGAAGGAAACAUUUAGAACAUUGCCAUCUGGAGAGAAAAUUGACAUUAGACAAGGUCCAGCUCUGGACACCCUGGACACCCUGGCUGAGGAAGGACAGCAGUUCCACCUUGUCUACCUGGAUGCUGAUAAAGGAGGCUACCUUGGCUACUUCAAGAAGCUUCUGGACAGUGAACUACUCGCUCCCGACGCGACGCUGGUUGUGGACAACUCCUUAGCGCACGGAGCUGCAUACACCAACCCUGACACGGUGAUGGACCAGUUUAAUCAAGCCGUCAAGGAGGAUGAGAGGGUGGAGCAGAUCAUGUUGCCUCUGUUGGAUGGCGUUUCGCUGAUCAGAAGGAAAGGGGAAUAAAUGUUCAUUUUGUAACUAGAACCAGGGAGACUAUAUAACGUUGUAGAUUAUCCCUGCUAGAACUGAGUUAGAGUGAAUACGACUAAAUACGCCUGCUUUAGCAUUCAUUAUUCAAGAGCGAGGGAAGGGGCGUGGUCAUGGGGCGUCAGCAGAAACGCAUUAUUCAAGAGUAAAUAUUUUGUGUCUCAGACAAGAAGUCGAGCAUGAGCAGGGGCCUUCCUAGUGAUAUAUAUUACGACAUGGUGACCCGUCUAAUUAGGAGGAAGGGCAGUUACUCUAUGGGUUUCUCAGAUCAGAAGGCAGGGGGAGUAACACUAUGGGUUUCUCACAUAAAAAGGCAAGGGCAGUAACUCAGACCAGUAGGCAAGGACAGUAACUCUAUAGGUGCUCAGAUCAGAAGGCAAGGGGAGUAACUCUAUGGGUUUCUCAUAUCAUAAGACAAGGGCAGUAACUCUAGUAGUAUGGGUUUCUCAGAUCAGAUGGCAAGGGAAGUAACUCUAUGGGUUUCUCAGAACAGAAGACAAGGGGAGUAACUCGAUGGAUGUCAUUGUUUUGACAUAUUUUUGUCUGUUUACAAGUCUAAUGCAGUCAUAAACUAGAGGUUACGUUUGUGCGUCCAGUCAAUAACUGUACACUGGUGACUGUAUUUUGUCCGGCAGGUUACGAAAUUGAUGGAAUAAAUAUUUACCCUAAUGACUAGAGUUUUCAUUUUACUGUUUGUUGGUGAAGGGUAGAAAGACACAUGAUUUGCUACACCAAAUAAUGAGCCACAAUAUGACAACUAUGAUCCUGCGAACAUCCUGGUAGGCCAAAGGACCAGAUUUGUCGUUUGAGGCAACUUCUACAACGGAAUCAGUUGAUCAGACUCGCAGACUUCACUGAUGCAUGUUGUCAUAUCCCAAAUGCAAUGCCCACGAUGUCAGUCACUGAAUUGUCUGGUCCAUAUUUGAUUAUUUGUAGAUGGCCGUCAUAUAGCUACAAUAUUGUUGAAUAUUAAACAAGUAAUCAAACAAACAGACAGGUCUACAAACAUGUGCAUUUAUCGAUGACAGUUUGUGAAUGUCUCAAAAUAUUUUCAUGAAACCGACAAAACAUUUCCAUAAUCAUAAGAAAAUCCCUACUAAUUUGAGAGCUUGUUUGCUGGCCUCCAAAGAAGAAAUGAGUGAGUGAGUAUGGUUCUACACCGCUAUUUAUCAAUAUUCCAGCAAUAUCACGAAGAAGACACCAGAAAUGGGCUUCACAUAUUGUUGGACAUGGAUCUUUCUCAUGAAGAGGGAACGCUUUAACCACUAAGCUACCCCACUGCCCCAGCGAAAAAGAACAGAAACACAAAAAUCAGCUUUAUCUUCAAAGCUUUCCAUUUUAUUGUACACAUAUAAUUACACUGAACACAGUUAGUAUAAAGAGGUUUCACUAAACAGACAGUUCAACAAGUUAAAAUAAUUUUCAGAAUAAUGGUAUUUAAACAAAUUUGGCCUUCGAUGCUGUUUCUUCCAAGAAGCCCAAGCCAUCAUGAAAUUGAUGUUCAAAACAUCUGCUUAAACAU